AUGGCGGACGACGAUAACACCCUGGAGGAGAUCCCAGAGGCGGAGAACAAGAACGCGCUCCGCAACCGCGGCCGCAAGGGUGCGCUCAAGAAGAAAAACGUCUAUAAUGUCAAGGAUCAUCGCUUCAUUCCACGCUUCUUCAAGCAGCCGACGUUCUGCUCGCACUGCAAGGAUUUUAUUUGGGGCUUCGGCAAGCAAGGAUUCCAAUGCCAAGUGUGUUCCUUUGUCGUUCACAAACGAUGCCACGAGUAUGUUACCUUCAAGUGUCCGGGUGCGGAUAAGGGAGCAGAUUCUGAUGACACCCGUACCAAGCAUGAGUUUAAAGUAUGGACCUAUUCGAGUCCAACAUUUUGCGAUCACUGUGGUUCGCUGUUGUACGGUUUGAUCCAUCAGGGGCUUAAGUGUACAGCAUGUGAUAUGAACGUACACAAACGGUGCGAGGAAAGCGUACCUAAUCUGUGCGGAUGUGAUCAUACUGAGCGACGAGGACGCAUCCAGCUGACGAUCACGCACUCGACCGGCAAGCUCAACAUUGAAGUGAAGCAAGGACGUAACCUCAUUCCCAUGGAUCCGAACGGUUCCAGUGAUCCGUACGUGAAGAUCAAGCUGAUCCCGGAUGCAGACAACGUCAAGAAGAAAACUAAAACUAUUCGCGCCUCGCUGAAUCCCGUAUGGAACGAAACUCUUAUAUUCGAUCUCAAAGCGGAAGAUAAGGAUCGACGCUUGCUGAUCGAGGUUUGGGAUUGGGAUCGUACCUCGCGGAACGAUUUCAUGGGUUCACUCUCUUUCGGUAUCUCGGAAAUCCUAAAGAACCCGGUCGAUGGGUGGUUCAAAUUGCUCACACAAGAAGAGGGCGAGUACUACAACGUACCCGUGCCUGAGGAGGGUGCUGAUCUCGUGCAGCUCAAGAGCCAAAUGAGGAAGACAUCCAUCACGAAGAAAAUCCCGAUGAUGGGAGAUAAGGAUGUACCGCAUAAUAUGACAAAGAAGGACGUCAUCCGCGCAACCGACUUUAACUUCCUUAUGGUUCUGGGUAAGGGCUCUUUCGGCAAGGUCAUGCUGGCUGAGCGUAAGGGCACGGAUGAAUUGUACGCGAUCAAGAUCCUGAAAAAGGACAUCAUCAUCCAGGACGACGAUGUUGAGUGUACAAUGGUGGAAAAACGCGUCCUGGCACUCUCCAGCAAGCCACCAUUCCUCGUCCAGCUACAUUCCUGUUUCCAAACUAUGGAUCGUUUGUACUUCGUCAUGGAAUAUGUCAACGGAGGCGAUCUCAUGUUCCAGAUCCAGCAGUGCGGCAAGUUUAAGGAACCCGUAGCCGUGUUCUAUGCGUCAGAAAUCGCCAUCGGUCUGUUUUAUUUACAUGCGCGUGGCAUCGUGUAUCGUGAUCUGAAGUUGGAUAACGUGCUGCUCGACAUGGACGGGCAUAUCAAGAUUGCCGAUUUCGGUAUGUGCAAGGAGGGCAUCAUGGGCGACAAGACGACAAAAACGUUCUGUGGCACACCCGACUACAUCGCGCCUGAGAUUAUUCUGUAUCAACCGUAUGGAAAGUCAGUCGAUUGGUGGGCCUACGGUGUACUGCUGUACGAAAUGCUCGUCGGUCAGCCGCCAUUCGAUGGCGAGGAUGAGGAGGAACUAUUCGCAGCCAUCACUGACCAUAAUGUGUCCUACCCUAAGAGCUUGAGCAAGGAAGCCAAAGAUGUUUGCAAGGGGCUUCUGACGAAGAACCCCCAGAAGCGCUUGGGCUGCGGAGCUCGUGGAGAGGAGGACGUUCGUGCCCACGCCUUUUUCCGGCGCAUCGACUGGGAAAAGAUUGAGAAUCGCGAGGUUCAGCCACCGUUCAAGCCAAAGAUUAAACAUCGCAAAGAUGUGUCGAACUUCGACCGGCAGUUCACGUCGGAGAAGACCGAUCUGACCCCAACCGACAAGCUCUUCAUGAUGAAUCUCGAUCAGACGGAGUUCAACGGUUUCUCAUAUCUCAACCCCGAAUUCGUGCAGUACGUCUAA
Molecule: messenger RNA, 2004 nt
Organism: Anopheles nili
Lineage: Eukaryota; Metazoa; Arthropoda; Insecta; Diptera; Culicidae
Gene: Pkc53E
Product: protein kinase C, brain isozyme
Exons: 13
Coding region: 1-2004 (667 amino acids)
Biological process (GO): protein phosphorylation
Molecular function (GO): ATP binding; zinc ion binding; diacylglycerol-dependent serine/threonine kinase activity
Source: RefSeq, a predicted model, not a curated record